UUCUGGCAACAUUUUUAACAUGGCCGCAUGUUGAACGAGACGAUUUUCUUUACUGUUUGCCAAAAUAGACGAUAAAUAACGAAAUUUGUGAGCGGAUUUUUGUUAUUUGCAUAGCUAAAGACUAAUAUAGUUCGUGACACAAAUAUUCGUGCCUUGAAGAUGAUGCAUCACCCGAACAUGCAUCAUCAGCCGAUGUCGGGGCACCCGCCGCAGCAUAUGGGUGGCCACCAGGGUAUGCCUGGGCAUCAUCAAAUGCCGCCCCAUCAGAUGCACAGAGAAAACAGGCACGUAACACUAACUAGGGUGGCGAUGGGUCCGUCGCAGCCGGGCGCCGGGAUGGCGGGUCAUGGCCAGGCCAUGGGCGGCAUGGGCGCCAUGGGCGUCCCGCACCAUGGGCCCGGCCAGCGUCCGCCGCACCCCAUCAGGCCGAUGCCACACCAUCCACAGGCUCAACACCACUCUGUGCCACCACAGAUGAAGCCAAUGCGGCGGCCUUACAACAUGGGCGGCGCGUACGGACCGGGAGCGCCCGGCGUCAUGCCGCCGCCCUAUGCCCAGCCGCAGCGGCAGCCGCAACCGCCGGCAGUACAACCCUCACACACAGUAGUGUCGACACAGUCUAGCACCGCGCCGAGCGCAGCCAGCGUGGCAGAAGCUGCGGACAGCGCGAAGGCGGCGCCCGCGCCCGCGGCAGACAAGCCCGGGGACGAGCGCGCGGCGCCGGGCGACAGUGAGGCCUCUCGCCCGGCGCCCCCGGCCAACAGUAAAGAGAAGACUCCUAUGUGCCUGGUCAACGAGCUGGCCAGGUACAAUAAGAUUAAGCAUCAAUACCGCCUCACAUCAGAAACUGGACCCGCUCACAAAAAAGUAUUCACAGUAACACUCCGAUUGGGUGAUACUGAGGAAUACACUGCUGAGGGAUCGUCAAUAAAACGCGCCCAGCACGCGGCGGCGAGCGCGGCGCUGACGGCGACCAGCUUCCCGCCGCCGCCGCCGCGCGCGCCCGCCGCGCACGCCUCCGCGCACCCGCAUCAUCGCCACUCAGGUGCAGUGAUGCCGACGGUGGAGCUGAACGCGCUGGCCAUGAAGCUGUGCCAGCCCGCCGUGUACACGUCCAUCCCGCCCGUGUGCGCCGGCGUGCGCGCCGCCCGCCCCCGCCCGCCGCCGCCCUACCGCUUCCCGCUCGCGCCCGUGGCCGUGGGUGCCGUGCUCUCUACACACGCGGCCGUGAAGCUGUGCCAGCCCGCCGUGUACACGUCCAUCCCGCCCGUGUGCGCCGGCGUGCGCGCCGCCCGCCCCCGCCCGCCGCCGCCCUACCGCUUCCCGCUCGCGCCCGUGGCCGUGGGUGCCGUGCUCUCUACACACGCGGCCGUGAAGCUGUGCCAGCCCGCCGUGUACACGUCCAUCCCGCCCGUGUGCGCCGGCGUGCGCGCCGCCCGCCCCCGCCCGCCGCCGCCCUACCGCUUCCCGCUCGCGCCCGUGGCCGUGGGUGCCGUGCUCUCUACACACGCGGCCGUGAAGCUGUGCCAGCCCGCCGUGUACACGUCCAUCCCGCCCGUGUGCGCCGGCGUGCGCGCCGCCCGCCCCCGCCCGCCGCCGCCCUACCGCUUCCCGCUCGCGCCCGUGGCCGUGGGUGCCGUGCUCUCUACACACGCGGCCGUGAAGCUGUGCCAGCCCGCCGUGUACACGUCCAUCCCGCCCGUGUGCGCCGGCGUGCGCGCCGCCCGCCCCCGCCCGCCGCCGCCCUACCGCUUCCCGCUCGCGCCCGUGGCCGUGGGUGCCGUGCUCUCUACACACGCGGCCGUGAAGCUGUGCCAGCCCGCCGUGUACACGUCCAUCCCGCCCGUGUGCGCCGGCGUGCGCGCCGCCCGCCCCCGCCCGCCGCCGCCCUACCGCUUCCCGCUCGCGCCCGUGGCCGUGGGCGCACCAGUCGGCGUGGCAGGCGUGGGCGUGGGCGGGCCGCUUCUCUACCGCGUGCGCGUCAGCGUCGGCGGCCGCGCCUGGCUCGGCGAGGGCGCUACACCACAAGCUGCUAGACAUGACGCCGCCGCUCGAGCGUUACACGACCUGCGGCCCUCGCCCGGAUCACAGGUGGCUGCUGCUACGGCGACACCCGGCGCUGCUGCUACGACCAAUGGCACUGCUACGACCACUACAGCGCAGACGGAAGGAGAAAAUGGUGAGUUGAGGAGACGCCCGCGGCUUGCACGAUCUGCGGCCCUAGGUUUAGUGCAGCUGCUGCUACGGCGACACCCGGCGCUGCUGCUACGACCAACGGCACUGCUACGACCACUACAGCGCAGACGGAAGGAGAAAAUGAAGCUACGCACGUGCUACGACGCCGCCGAUCGUGCUUUUCACGACCUGAGGUUCUCGCCUGGAUCACAGGCCGCCACUGCUACGACGACACCCGGGGCUGCUGGUACGACCACUACAGCGCAGACAGAAGGAGAAAAUGGAGACGCGAGCGCCGAUAUCCUGAACUCGGAGGUGAAGUCGCCGGUGUCGCUGGUGCACGAGCUGGCGCUCAAGCGGAACCUCUCCGUGCAGUUCACCGUCAAGUCCGAGCGCGGCCCGCCGCACAUGCGGGUGUUCGUAACGGCGUGCACAGUGGGCGACAUCGAGACGGAAGGCGAGGGCAACGGCAAGAAGGUGUCCAAGCGGCGCGCCGCCGAGCGAAUGUUGGACGAGAUGCGGCGCCGCUGGCCGCCCGCGCUGCUGCGCCCGCGCCCGCCGCACGACAAGCGCCGCCACCAGCCCGCCAAGAAGAAACCCAGGAACCUCAUCAAGGAAGGCGGCGUAACAGCCUGCGCUACCAACGGCUGCGCGGGCGCCGACAACCCGAUAUCCCGGCUCGCCGUCGCCCGCCACGCCGUGCGCGCGCGCUCGCCGCAGUACCGCGUGCUAGAGGAGCGCGGGCAAGCGCGCCGCCGGGAAUUCCUGGUGCAGUGUGACGCGCCGCCGCACUCCGCUACCGGGCUGGGACCCAACAAGAAGGCGGCCAAGCGACGCGCCGCGCACAGUAAGUUAUUCCCACAGAAUGAAGUACUACGUACAGAGAGUUUUCUUCGCGAAGAGGAGCGCGGGCAAGCGCGCCGCCGGGAAUUCCUGGUGCAGUGCGACGCGCCGCCGCACUCCGCUACUGGGCUGGGACCCAACAAGAAGGCGGCCAAGCGACGCGCCGCGCACAAGGAGCGCGGGCAAGCGCGCCGGCGGGAAUUCCUGGUGCAGUGCGACGCGCCGCCGCACUCCGCUACUGGGCUGGGACCCAACAAGAAGGCGGCUAAACGACGCGCCGCGCACAGUAAGUUAACCCCAUCUACGGUUCUGGUAUACUUGCGCGAAAAGCCAUUUGCGCGCAUGGAAACUUCCGCGAAAAGAUAUGAGCGCGAAAGACAUGCGAAAUGCAAAUGGCUUUACGCGCAUGUCUCCCGAUACGUACGUCUACACGCCGUGCGCGCGCGCUCGCCGCCGCACUCGGCUACCGGGCUGGGACCCAACAAGAAGGCGGCCAAGCGACGCGCCGCGCACAAGGAGCGCGGGCAAGCGCGCCGGCGGGAAUUCCUGGUGCAGUGCGACGCGCCGCCGCAUUCUGCUACUGGGCUGGGACCCAACAAGAAGGCGGCUAAGCGACGCGCCGCGCACAAUGAACAGGCCUGUUUAAUACCAAUGGCUGAGCGGGCGCCAAUAUCCCGUCUACAUGUGGUCCGCGCGCGCUCGCCGCAGUACCGCGUGCUAGAGGAGCGCGGACAAGCGCGCCGCCGCGAGUUCCUGGUGCAGUGCGACGCGCCGCCGCACUCCGUUACAGGGCUGGGACCCAACAAGAAGGCGGCCAAGGGACGCGCCGCGCACACGCGAAAGACAUGCGAAAUGCAAAUGGCUUUUGCGCAAGUGUCCCGAUACGCCCGUCUUCACGCCGUCCGCGCGCGCUCGCCGCAGUACCGCGUGCUAGAGGAGCGCGGGCAAGCGCGCCGGCGGGAGUUCCUGGUGCAGUGCGACGCGCCGCCGCACUCCGCUACUGGGCUGGGACCCAACAAGAAGGCUGCUAAGCGACGCGCCGCGCACAAUGUCUUACUAGCGAUGGAGAUGAGUACCAACGCGACGGACGUGGCGGCGGUGGCGGCCGCUAAUAGCGCCGAGGCUAACGGCGCCGGCGACGCGCCCAGCGUCAGCCAGGGGGACAGUAAACGAAAGGAGGGGUCGAUGUCCCCCGCGGGCGCUGGUACAACAGGCGGCGCGGCGGGCGAGGUGCGGCAGCCGGUGCCGGGCGUGCUGCUCAUGGACUACCACCAGCGCUCCGGCCAGCCGCCGCAGCCCAACGGCGUCAGCGAAACUAGCGCGACGGGCGGCGGCAGCUCGCCCGGCGCCAAGGACCAGCUCAUGUACCUGGCGCAGCUGUUGGGCUUCACCGUGCAGUUCUCGGAUUUCCCCAAGCGCAACCACGGCGAGUACCUAUCGCUGGUGUCCCUCUCGACGGAGCCGCCAGUGAUGUGCCACGGCGGCGGGCCCUCCACCGCGCAUUCGCACGAGCAGUGCGCGCGCGCCGCCCUCCGCGCGCUCGCGCUCAUGGGGCUCGACGCGCCCUCGCCCGCGCCGGGUGCGCGCGCGCCGCCCUCCGCGCGCUCGCGCUCAUGGGGCUCGACGCGCCCUCGCCCGCGCCGGGGUGAGUACAUCACUAGUGUCCACCGCGCACUCGCACGAGCAGUGCGCGCGCGCCGCCCUCCGCGCGCUCGCGCUCAUGGGGCUCGACGCGCCCUCGCCCGCGCCGGGGUGAGUACAUCACUAGUGUCCACCGCGCACUCGCACGAGCAGUGCGCGCGCGCCGCCCUCCGCGCGCUCGCGCUCAUGGGGCUCGACGCGCCCUCGCCCGCGCCGGGUGCGCGCGCGCCGCCCUCCGCGCGCUCGCGCUCAUGGGGCUCGACGCGCCCUCGCCCGCGCCGGGGUGAGUACAUCACUAGUGUCCACCGCGCACUCGCACGAGCAGUGCGCGCGCGCCGCCCUCCGCGCGCUCGCGCUCAUGGGGCUCGACGCGCCCUCGCCCGCGCCGGGGUGAGUACAUCACUAGUGUCCACCGCGCACUCGCACGAGCAGUGCGCGCGCGCCGCCCUCCGCGCGCUCGCGCUCAUGGGGCUCGACGCGCCCUCGCCCGCGCCGGGUGCGCGCGCGCCGCCCUCCGCGCGCUCGCGCUCAUGGGGCUCGACGCGCCCUCGCCCGCGCCGGGGUGAGUACAUCACUAGUGUCCCCCGCGCACUCGCACGAGCAGUGCGCGCGCGCCGCCCUCCGCGCGCUCGCGCUCAUGGGGCUCGACGCGCCCUCGCCCGCGCCGGGGUGAGUACAUCACUAGUGUCCACCGCGCACUCGCACGAGCAGUGCGCGCGCGCCGCCCUCCGCGCGCUCGCGCUCAUGGGGCUCGACGCGCCCUCGCCCGCGCCGGGGUGA
This is a messenger RNA of Ostrinia nubilalis (European corn borer), 5439 nucleotides long. RefSeq lists its product as uncharacterized. Gene Ontology annotation, cellular component: neuronal cell body; cytoplasmic stress granule; neuron projection. NCBI's taxonomy places the organism in Eukaryota, Metazoa, Arthropoda, Insecta, Lepidoptera, Crambidae. Gene Ontology annotation, molecular function: mRNA binding; double-stranded RNA binding. The transcript is spliced from 30 exons. The record is from RefSeq and is a predicted model, not a curated record. Gene Ontology annotation, biological process: protein localization to synapse; intracellular mRNA localization; germ cell development. Bases 160 to 5439 code for a protein of 1759 amino acids.